This is a messenger RNA of Callithrix jacchus (white-tufted-ear marmoset), 1626 nucleotides long. Its product is annotated as olfactory receptor 52P1-like. The record is from RefSeq and is a predicted model, not a curated record. Gene Ontology annotation, cellular component: plasma membrane. Lineage: Eukaryota; Metazoa; Chordata; Mammalia; Primates; Cebidae. Gene Ontology annotation, molecular function: G protein-coupled receptor activity; olfactory receptor activity. Gene Ontology annotation, biological process: G protein-coupled receptor signaling pathway.
AUGACUGCUUGCAAUGCCUCACAGGGCCACCCUUCUUUCUUCAUUCUCCAAGGCAUUCCUGGCAUGGAGGACAAACACAAAUGGAUAGCUAUCCCAUUUUCCUCCGUGUAUUUCAUUACUGUGCUUGGGAACUGCACCAUCCUCCUCACCAUUUCCACAGAGCGCUCCCUGCACAAACCCAUGUUUCUGCUCCUCUGCCUGUUGGCCCUCACAGACCUGGGCAUGUCUACAACCACCAUUCCCAAGGUGCUGUGCAUUUUCUGCUUUGGCCAGAGUGAGAUCAGCUAUGAAGGCUGCCUGGUUCAGCUGUUCUUCAUCCACUCCAUCUCGGCCAUGCAGUCAGCUGUCCUGAUGACCAUGGCUUUUGAUCGCUAUGUGGCCAUCUGCAAGCCCUUGCACUAUGCCACUAUCCUUUCCAAUAGUCGCAUUGGACUCAUUAGUCUAGUGAGUUUGGUAAGAGCUAUCCUCUUUAUUCUCCCCAUGCCCAUCCUCCUUCAGCAAAUGCCCUAUCAUGCCAAUCAUGUCAUCCCCACCACCUACUGUGAGCACAUGGCUGUUGUGAAGAUGGUUUGUGUAGAUACUACACUCAACCGGAUUUAUGGCCUGGUGGUGGCCUUGUUGGUUGCUGGGCUAGACCUCUCAGCUAUUGCUUCAUCUUACGUGCUAAUCAUCCAGGCUAUACUGCGUCUCUCUUCUAAGGAAGCCCACCACAAAGCAGUCAACACCUGCACCACACACAUCUGUGUCAUGCUUAUUUCUUAUACUCCCUCACUUUUCUCUUUUCUCACUCACCGCUUUGGCCAAGGCAUUCCACCCCAUGUCCACACCAUUCUUGGCAACCUCUACUUCCUUGUACCUCCAAUGCUCAAUCCUAUAAUUUAUGGAGUGAAAACUAAGGAGUUCUGGGACAAAGUGACCAAAUAUGGUUGCUGGAGAAAAGAACCUGCAACCACCGCCCAUGGCCAGAAACUUGUCUGCUAAUCCAGCAUCUGUGAGUUUGAGGAAGGAAUGUUAAGUAGAUGCAGUUCCUGAGGAAAUAAGCUAGUGAUAGAAAUGUGUUAUAUUGGCCGAUUUAGCUGACAAGACAUUUGUCGGUGGUCAGAGAGGCCUAGGCAUAGGAGACCUUUUGGUCUCAGUAACUCCAAAGCAAGGAAAUUAUCCCCACUGUGAAAUGAAAAUAAUGACAUUUUCUCUCUAUACCUGACACAGGGGUUGUACAAAUUACAUGUUAUAUGUCUAUAAAAGCACUUUGAACGACAGACAGACAGACAGACAGACACACACACACACACACACACACACACACACUGAACACAUGCAAAAUGAGUAGAAUGUUUUCAUGUGGUGAGGACAUAUGAGCAGCGAGUAACUUGCCCAUCUUCAAAUCAAUGAGUUGUAGAAUGCUACUUACUUUGCCAAGAUAAGGCUGAGUUGUGUGUUUAGGGGUGUGUGUGUGUGUGUGUGUGUGUGUGUGUAUCUUUGUGUUCAAGGAGAAGGUAAAAUGGAGAAGAUUGUUUAGGGGGAGUGAAAAAGGAUAAUGAAAGUGCAAAAUGGAAUUUGGUCACCAUGUUAUUCUUGCUGCAGAAACCUUACACUUGAGCAGCAGAACUUGUUGCUUCCUUAUAA